Molecule: messenger RNA, 4849 nt
Organism: Quercus robur (English oak)
Lineage: Eukaryota; Viridiplantae; Streptophyta; Magnoliopsida; Fagales; Fagaceae
Product: autophagy-related protein 11
Exons: 5
Coding region: 986-4447 (1153 amino acids)
Biological process (GO): piecemeal microautophagy of the nucleus; autophagosome assembly; autophagy of mitochondrion
Cellular component (GO): Atg1/ULK1 kinase complex; phagophore assembly site membrane; extrinsic component of membrane
Molecular function (GO): molecular adaptor activity; protein kinase binding
Source: RefSeq, a predicted model, not a curated record
GAUAUAAAGCUGCUUCCUUUCUCUAUUCCUUCCAAAGUUAUUGUGAAGAGAGAAAAAGAGACAGAGUGAGACACAGAACAGAAAGCACACACUCUAGAGAGAGAGAGCUCUUCUGCUUCGCGGUGGUUACUUUUUGCAGAAGGUUCUCUGUGUUUGUUUGUUGAAAAAGAAAAAAUAGCAAAAAAAAUCGGCGAAGAAGAAGAAGAAGAAUAAGAUAACGUAGAUUACAAUAAAAUAACAAGCACAAAAAAAAAAAGAGGGUUUCGUGCAAACCUUGUGCUAAGAGAAAAAAAAAACAAAAGAAAAAAAAAUUUAGAAGAUUCUUUAGCUUCACGUAAUCUCUUUUCUUUGAUUAUCUUCGUGCCUCUGUGCAAGUUUUUCUCCUUAACCCUUUCUUCAAAAUUCGUUUUUUGAUUCGAUUGGUUGUUUUCGUGUGGUGGUCAUUGUUGGAGGGUGGAACGAAUUGGGGCUUUGCCGGAAGUGAAAUUGGGGAUUUCACGGUGAAAAACUUGGUGGGUCUGGUUUGAUUUGGGUUAAUUUUGCGGAAUUGAAUGGUGGGUCGGUGAUGAUUUUGGAGUUUUGUGUGUAAUCGUUGGUGGGUUCGUUGGGAAUUUGAGUAUAUUUUCGAAGAUUUUUGUUGUCGGUCGGUGUUGGUUUGAGGGGGUUUCGGAAAGGAUUGGUGGUCAAAGUUUUGGUUUUUGUGGGGGGAAAUCUGUGUUGGAUAGGUUGGUUUUGCUGGCUUCACUGAUGGGUCAAUGGCAAUUAGUGCUUUUUGGGGGUAAAAUCCUUAGUGGGUUUGUGUAGAAUCGGGCUGCUUCUGCAGAAUUUGGUGGUGGGAUUGUGAGAAAUCGGGUUUUUGUCAAGGCUUAAGCUCGGUUAGGCGUUGGGGUUGAGAAUUGGAUUGUGUGAACAAGGUGGUAUUGGUGUUUUGAUUGUGUUUAUUGGGAAUUUGUGGUGGAGGAUAGUUUGUUCUUAAGAGGAUAAGAUGAGUUCUACUACCUCAGAAGGUGGAGGCAAGCUUGUGGUUCGAAUUGCUGAGAAUGGGCACACAUAUGAGCCCCACUGCAGUGGAAACACGCCGGUUGAGGUGGUUAUGAAAUAUGUUGAAUCCGUGGAGAACAUUGGUUUACAUGAGCAGGUUGUUCUGUGUUUGGAGGUUAGACUUGACCCGCAGAAGUUGUUAUCAGCAUAUAAUCUUCCUUCGGAUGACAGGGAAAUUUUUGUAUUUAAUAAGGCAAGACUGCAUAUGAAUUCGCCUCGUCCUCAGCCGGAGCAAGUUGAGAACUUUGAUAGUGCAGAGAUUCCAUUGCCGGCCUCUUUGCAUAAUCCUCAUCCUUUGGAUAAUGCUCCUGACCCUGCUUUGAAGGCUUUGCCUUCAUAUGAGAGGCAAUUCAGGUACCAUUUCAUCCAGGGAGAUGCAAUUUAUAAAUGUAGCCAAAAGAAAUAUGAUACUUGUGUGAAGUUUUUGAAGGAGCAGAAGGUUCAAGAGAGGGCAUUGGAGGUUGCAAGUUGUAAUUUGGAUCAAUUCUAUAAGAUGACUAACCAAAGUUACACAGAAUUCAUGAAACAUUAUUCGCAACAGCACCGGUUUCAUUCUGAUCUCCUGGGAAAUUUUGGGAAGGAUAUUGAGAAAUUGAGAUCCAUCAAGCUUCCCCCUCCUUUACAGACUUCCACACGCAAGUGCUUACUGGAUUUUGUCAAGGAAGAGACUUUGCGGAAGUCAGCUGAGAAUUGUAGCAGUUCCCACAGGCAGUUUGAGAACAAGGUUUCACAAUUUAAGCAAAAGGUUAAUGAAGCGAAAUACAAGGUUGAGGAAUUGUUUGCUAGCAGGGUAUCUUUUCCUGCUAGGGAUUUGGAGAGGAUGAUUAAGGAGCACCAGCACUUCAUCAAUGAACAAAAGAGCAUACUGCAGUCUUUGAGCAAAGAUGUCAAUACAGUGAAGAAACUAGUGGAUGAGUGUCUGUCCAGCCAAUUAUCUUCAUCCCUCCGUCCUCAUGAUGCAGUUUCAGCCUUGGGUCCUAUGUAUGAUGUCCAUGACAGGAAUCACCUGCCUAAGAUGCAGGCUUGUGAUCGUGAAAUUUCUAAGCUAUUGGACUUCUGCAGGGAUAAGAAGAAUGAAAUGAAUCUCUUUCUACAUAAUUACAUGCAACAGAUAACAAUUGUCACUGUUGUCGUCAAAGAUGCUAAGUUACAGUUUCCUGUUUUUAGAGAGGCAAUGAUGCGUCAGGAUGAUCAGUUUAUGGAGUUGAAGUUACUCCGUGGGCUUGGCCCUGCAUUUAGAGCCUGCCUUGCAGAAGUGGUGAGAAGAAAGGCUUCUAUGAAGCUUUACAUGGGCAUGGCUGGACAAUUGGCUGAAAAGCUUGCUACAAAGAGGGAGGCUGAGGUUCAGAGGCGGGAGGAGUUUCUGAAGUUUUAUAGUUCUUACAUACCCAGGGAUGUUUUAGGAUCCCUUGGAUUAUUUGAUACCCCCAAUCAAUGUGAUGUCAAUAUAGCUCCUUUUGAUACUGGUUUGCUUGAUAUUGACAUUUCAGACCUAGAUCGAUAUGCUCCUGAGCAUUUGGUCAGAAUGCCUUUAAAGGGCGAGAAGCAUGGAAGCUUAAAAGGUUCAUUUUCUUUGUCUAAUGACAGUUCCCAUUCAGCUGAGCCUGAGGAGAUUUCUGUGGACACCCUUGAGAAAUAUGACUCUGAGGAGCUUCUUGAAGGCUGUGAGUUGGUUGAGGUUGCUGGGACUAGCAAAAUGGAAGUUGAGAAUGCAAAACUGAAGGCUGACCUUGCUUCUGCAAUUGCCUUUAAUUGUUUGCACUGGCCUGAAGUUGAAUACGAAUCUCUGGAUGAUGAUAAACUGGAUCGCUUAUUGAAAAAUGCUCAAGAGAAGACAUCUGAAGCCUUGCAUCUGAAAGACGAAUAUGUGAAACAUCUGCAAUCUAUGCUUGGUAAUAAGCAGACACAGUGUCUGUCUUAUGAGAAGCGCAUUCAAGAAUUGGAGCAGAGAUUGUCUGAUCAAUAUUUGCAAGGGCAGAAGCUUUCAAAUAACAAAGAUCCAACUGACUUUGCACUUUUGGCUGAGAAGGUUGAUGAUUGCAAGCGAGAAGUCUUAGGCAGUGAAGCCCACAUACCUUGCAUAUCUACUACUGAGCCCAUGGAUGAGGUUUCUUGUAUCUCAAAUUCUUUGAAUGCAAAAUUGGGGCUAUUAACUGGGCAACAUGGCAAAGCUCGAGAAGGAGUGGAUGAGAAUAUGGUUGAUUCCUUUGGAAUGCAAAAUUCUCAGCUUGAUUCCUCAAUGGUGGAGCCAAAUCGUGAAGAACUUCUUAUCAGUGAUAAAGAUGGGAAAGAUAAGAUGAUAGGACAGUUGGGCAUGUCCCUUACAAACAGUUCCACUGCUGAGAGCAUGGCUGGGCCUCUGAUUGCUUUACCUUCUGAUACACAGGCUGAGCUGGGGUUAAAUUCCAAAGUCAGUAGUGAUCUUUUGUUGGAAUUACAAAGUGCACUUGCAGACAAGUCAAACCAAUUGACUGAAACUGAGACCAAGCUUAAAGCUACCUUGGAGGAGUUUUCCUUGCUUAGGAGGGAGUUAGAAACGAGUCGGAAGCUCCUUGAUGAAUCUCAGAUGAAUUGUGCUCACUUAGAAAACUGCUUGCAUGAGGCAAGAGAGGAAGCCCAGACCCAUCUUUGUGCAGCUGAUCGGAGGGCCUCAGAGUAUAGUGCACUGCGUGCAUCUGCUUUGAAAAUGCGUGGCCUUUUUGAAAGACUUCGGAGCUGUAUUAAUCCACCUGGUGGAGUGGCCGCUUUUGCAGACUCCUUGCAGACCUUAGCACAAUCUUUGGCUAAUUCCAUGAAUGACAAUGAAGAUGAUGAUACUGCUGAUUUUCGAAGAUGCAUCCGGGUCCUUGCAGAGAGAGUUAGUUACUUAUCCAGGCGCCGGGAAGAGCACCUAAAGGUUGAAGCUGCAGUUGAACAACUUAGAAAAGAAUUGGAUGAGAAGAAAGAGCUGGUUAAAACUUUAUACACUAAGCAUCAACUUGAGAAGCAGGCGAACAAGGAAAAGAUAUCUUUUGGCCGCUUGGAAGUUCAUGAGAUCGCUGCAUUUGUUCUUAACUCUGCUGGGCAUUAUGAGGCGAUCACUCGGAACUGUUUGAACUAUUACUUGUCUGCUGAAUCUGUGGCCUUGUUUGCUGACCAUAUCCCAUGCAGACCUAACUACAUUGUUGGGCAGAUUGUGCAUAUUGAACGCCAAAUUGUGAAGUCGUUGCCCCCUACUCCAACUCGGCCUGAGCAUGGUAGGAUGGAUCAAGCAGAAAACCUGACCUCUGAUACGGGGACCGAUCGGUUGACCUUGAAUUCAGGAUCAACCUUGAACCCAUAUGGUCUCCCCAUUGGCUGUGAAUACUUCUUAGUGACGGUAGCCAUGUUACCUGAUACUACCAUUCAUUCACCACCUCCUUCCUGAUCCCUGCUUCAGGCAGACAGAUGUGAUGGAAGAAUCCAAGUGUACAUACUUAGAAUAGCAUUCAAAAGUUAAAUCAACCUGGUGGGACUUGGAACUUGAUUUCUCCUUUGUACAGCUGAUCAUCCAAUUAAGUUAUUAUCCCCUUUUGUGUAUAUAGCUACUCGUAUCUUAAAAAAAAAAAGAAAAAAAAAAGUUGUGAAUAUUAUCCAUCUCUUGAUCUUUAUUUGGUAUUUAUGUGUCAAAACAUGAUCAGUCAAUUAUUUAGGAGUUGUAAAUUAAAUCCGUCUCAUGCGAGAAAGAUGUGCAGCACCUAUGACAUUAAGUUCAUUUAAGCCCAUCUUAGACCACUUGUAAUAUAACUUUGCAUAUAUAUAGCCUUUGAUGCUUUAGGGCCUCUUUGAA